GAAGGAACGUGUAGUACUAUAAGCGCUCUGCUUAAGCGGUCUUUCACACUUUCGCGAGCCUGUAGACUGAAGCUUUUACAUCCGCUUUCAAUAUAGCCCAACUGCUCGAUCAAAAGUUAUAUAGCUCGCUAUUACAUGAACGUACGGUAACUGGCAGGAUAAACAUGUUAACGCAACCACCGUUGCCGUAGGAUUGAACAGUUUAUUUGACCAUGGCGGACGGCGAGGAGCCACCAGCUAAGCGGCAAUGCGUUGAGCAAUCACACGUAGAAGUCACAGCUUCUCAGCCUGGUCAGAACGAGGGAGCGGUUGGGCAGCAGAACGCUGGAACAUUGCAAGCGACUUUGCACGGAGGGCCCCUGCAAGCUCCUUUUGAACUCAGACCACCACAAAGUUCAAUAUGCGAGCAACCUGCACCGAGGUUGCCUGCGCGGGAGGCCGAGCGAUUAGCGCCAGGCGCAUAUUCACAGCGCGAAGAAGCCCUAAUAAAGCGAGAACAGGACGGAGACAUCUCCUUCCGAUACGUCCUGAACAACGACGACCCACAGAACCUUAUACACUUGGUGGGCCUAAAAAACAUCUUUUCCAAGCAGCUUCCAAACAUGCCCAGGGAGUACAUUGUGCGGUUGGUAAUGGACCGGCGGCACCGCUCCGUGGCGCUGCUGAAGCGCAACGGCACCGUCAUCGGGGGCAUCACCUACCGCGCCUUCCACGCGCAGGGCUUCGGGGAGAUCGCCUUCUGUGCCGUCACCUCGCACGAGCAGGUCAAGGGCUACGGCACGCGGCUCAUGAACCAGAGCAAGGAGUUCGCGCGCAGCAUCGACCGCCUCACGCACUUCCUCACCUACGCCGACAACAACGCGGUGGGGUACUUUGAGAAGCAGGGCUUCACGCGCGAGAUCACCCUGGAGCGGGAGCGCUGGCAGGGUUACAUCAAGGACUACGACGGCGGCACGCUCAUGGAGUGUGUCAUGCACCCGCGGGUGUGCUUCACCACACUGCCUGAGAUGGUGCGCGUGCAGCGUCUGGCGCUGGAUGCACGCAUUCGGGAGCUCUCCAACUCGCACGUGGUCCGACCGGGGCUGGCGCACUUCGCGGAGCUGGGGAACUCGGGCGCGGCGCGGAGCGCGGUGGCGAUUUGGGACAUCCCCGGGGUGCGGGAGGCGGGGUGGACUGCGGAGAUGGUGCAGCCGGGGCCGCGGUUUCGGUUGGUGUUGGAGGAGGAGGGUGGGGCGGCGCGGGAGGCGAGUGCGGAGGUGCUGCGGGCGUUUCUGCGGCAGCUGCUGGAGUACGUGAAGGGGCUGGAGGAGUCGUGGCCGUUCAGGGAGAGGGUGGCGGUGGAGGAUGCGCCGGACUACUACGACGUGAUCAAGGACCCCAUCUCUCUGGACGUCAUGGAGGAGCGCCUCGCCUCCGCCAGCUUCUACAUCACCCUAGACAUCUUCACCGCCGACCUGCGCCGCCUCUUCGAGAACUGCCGCUUCUACAACGCGCCGGACACCAUCUACUACAAGCUGGCAAACAAGCUGGAGUCGCAGGUGAACACCUACCUCUCCAGCCAUGUGCUGUUUGAGGAGAAGGAGGGGGGAGCGGGCGCGGCACCGCACCAGCGGUAGCGGUGGCAAAGUAGCAGCAGUUCGUAGG
Messenger RNA from Astrephomene gubernaculifera, 1644 nucleotides. The record is from the annotation of a GenBank genome assembly. NCBI's taxonomy places the organism in Eukaryota, Viridiplantae, Chlorophyta, Chlorophyceae, Chlamydomonadales, Astrephomenaceae.